GGCUCGGGUGGGAAAAAUGUCCCAUGUGCGCUGCUCCUCACCUGCGCCGCGCCGCUGCGCGUGCGAAUGGAGGGCUCACCUAUAUAUAAUAAAUCGCUCUCCAACGGCCGGCCCCCGCUGUCGUCCCAAAAUCCAAUUCCGACCUCGCCAUCGACGGAGGCGGCGUCGCGGCGCGGCGCGGGAUCGGGCGGCGCCUCCAGAAGCCUCUCGGACGGCCGAGACCAACAGGCCGGAGGAGGAGGCGAUCAGGACGAGCCCAAUCGCUCUCAGUCCCAGCUACCUCCCCGUUUCUUUGGGACCGAAUUCGGUUCGUCGUCAACCCCCAUUUUCCUCGAGUCGAUGAAGGAAUUGCUCGAAUCGAGGCCUGGAUUGACGGGUGUUUGAGGCUCGGUGACCGAGGAGCGCCGCUUCAGAUAUGAACGUGGUGGGAAGGGUUGGGUCGGUGAUCUCGCAGGGGGUGUACUCCGUUGCAACACCCUUCCACCCAUUUGGCGGUGCGGUUGACAUUAUCGCGGUUGAGCAGCCUGAUGGUUCGUACCGCACCACACCAUGGUACGUCCGUUUUGGGAAGUUCCAGGGCGUGCUCAAGGGUGCUGAGAAGGUCGUCACCAUCAGAGUCAAUGGCGUCGAAGCCAACUUCCACAUGCAGCUUGACAAUUCCGGCCAAGCCUAUUUCAUGCGUGAGCUUGUGCCCGGCGGUGAAGAUUCUGGAACAGGUUCAGACGACGAAACUGUCAAUGAGCCUGAACCUCCAGCGCGUAGUAAGAGUGAUGGGGAACUUUACAUUGGUCCUAGCGACAGACUGGGUAGCCAAGAGCUCAAUGUGGAGCAUCAAGAGAAGCAAACUAGGGAUGAGUUUGAGUCAUAUGAUGGUUAUGGUAGGUUAGAGGAAUCAGAAGAUUUGUCAACCCAAGCGGAUGGGGGAAAUUCGGAGGUGGUUCUAGUUAGUGUGGACGGACAUGUGCUCACUGCACCUAUUUCUUCAACAGAGGAGGGUAUGGAGGAUGUGCAGUUAUGCGACCCUCAGUUUCAUUUGGGACCUGGGCAGAGCUCUAGUGGGGAGUUCACCCGAAGUGGCGAGGUCUGGGAUGCUGACAUUUUAGAUGGUUUAUACAUAUCACAGGAAAAGGUAAAGAUUAAUUCUGGACAUCAGUCAGAGGUUUUAACAGAGAAUGGAGAGGUACCGGUUGAAAAGGAUGGGUCACAUCACAUCUCAGUGGACAAAGAUGAAGUACAUGUGUCAAUCAAUGAUGAUGAAGCUCAUGCUGUUUCUACAAAUGAAGUUGAGGUUCAGGAUGUGUCAAGGUCAGGGAAUGGUGAUGUGGUUUAUCAAACCAUGACCAGUGAAGGUGAGUCCCAUAGUAUUUUAGGGGACAUAGAUGUUGGCCAUCAAACAUUGACCAGGGAGGAUGACUCUCCUGGUGUUUCAGGGGAGAAUGUUGUGGGUUAUCAACCCUUGACCAAUGAACAUAAAGCUCAUGAUAUAUUAGAGAACAAUGAUGAGGAUCAACCACCCCUGAACAAUGAAGAUGAAUCUUGUGAUGUGCCAGUGCUUGAAAAAGACAAGGAUUGCAACUCCCCAGCUAAUAAGGAUGAGGUUUGUGAUCUCAACAAUGAGGAUACUGAGGAUACCAGUGCUAGUUUUGGUAAAAACGACGCUUUCCAGAGCUGUUUGGAUCUGACGUCACAAAUAGAUGACGGGGAUUCAGGAAACGAACUAUUUUCACCUGGAUCUGAUUCUCAGAGGGAUGCUGAGCAUAAUUUGGGUAACUGUUCUGUUGCUGAAACAGAUUUGGAGGAAGGUGAAAGUAAAACUGCUUACUGUGGUCAGUAUGGUCCUUUACAGGAGGGAGUGAAUGUUUCAUUAUUUACCUUAGAAGUUGAUAAGACUCAAAACAAAGAGAGUUCUCCUGCUGGAGGUUCUCAUGAUAGGGACAAGGAAAUUGCCUCUGAAAUUGAGGCUGCCGCAUCUGAUGGUUUACAGUCAUCCAUGGCGACCAGUGGUAAAGACAAACUGGGGAGCAUUCCAGAGCACUCAGAAGUUGAAGAUGAACAGAAUAAAGAAGAACAUUCUCAGUCACAGAAUGGCUUGGGUGUUGAGAUUUCUCUUUGUGGGAACAUGUUACGACCAGGAAUGGGCCGAGAAUCUGCUGAGGAAGUGUUUCAACAGAAUCUUGUCCAUGAGGAGGAUUUCAAAUCAUCUGGAUCAACAAUGAUAAAAAAUGCAAACCUUAUUGUCAAAGUUGACAAUAAUUAUUUCCCCUGGAAUAAAGUUUCUCAUGUUAUUCUUGGGAAGGCUGUAUAUGGCUCAAAGUUUCCCUUAGAACCCACUGAUGCUGUUCCGGUUGAACAACAGGAAACACCCAAAUCAAGAGAGGACUCUCUUAGAAUGUCUCCCUCAAGCCGGAGAUGGAGGCUUUGGCUCAAUCCCUUUCGGAUAACAAGAUCCCUUCAACGUAGUAACAGUGAUUCUUCCGAAGACAUUUUCCUUGACUCAGAGUCUGUUUUGAGUCCAAUGGAUGAUCAAACUCUGGAGAACAACAAAAACCAGUCACCUAGAAAGCAAUUCGUACGGACUUUGAUUCCCACAAGUGAACAGGUAGCAUCUUUAAAUCUGAAGGAGGGCCAAAACUUGGUGACCUUUAGCUUCUCCACCAGAGUUCUUGGGAAGCAACAGGUUGAUGCACAUAUUUACUUGUGGAAAUGGAAUGCUAAAAUUGUGAUAUCUGAUGUGGAUGGCACCAUAACAAGGUCUGACGUGCUGGGUCAGGUCAUGCCUUUGGUUGGACGUGAUUGGAGUCACUCAGGUGUUGCUCGCCUUUUUUCUGCAAUUAAGGAAAACGGUUAUCAACUACUAUUCCUUAGUGCUAGAGCAAUUGUCCAGGCAUAUCUCACGAAGAACUUCCUCUUUAAUCUCAAACAGGAUGGGAAAGCACUACCCAAUGGGCCUGUUGUAAUUUCACCUGAUGGCUUGUUUCCUUCACUCUACCGAGAAGUUAUACGGAGAGCCCCACAUGAAUUCAAGAUUGCUUGCCUGGAGGACAUUAAGGCGCUCUUUCCUUCUGAUUACAAUCCAUUUUAUGCUGGGUUUGGUAACAGAGAUACUGAUGAGCUCAGUUACAAGAAGAUGGGAAUACCUAAAGGCAAGAUUUUUAUCAUCAACCCAAAGGGUGAAGUGGCUGUCAACAGUUCUGUUGAUGUGAAGUCUUAUACGUCCCUACAUACCCUUGUCAAUGACAUGUUUCCACCAACAACUCUGGUUGAGCAGGAAGACUACAACAACUGGAAUUACUGGAAGGUGCCAUUACCAGAUGUUGAUUUGUAGUGUAGUUUUGACAGAAACAGCCGUAGAUACCAGUAGAUCCUGCAAAAGCCUAGCAGUAGAGCUUCCUGUACCCUAAUAUUCAGCCACCACGACGGUUUUAGGUCCAAUUUGUGAAGGUCUCAAGAAUUCCGGGAUGUAUGGUUUUCUGAAAGCCAAUGGCCCAAGGAAACGUUGCCACUUUAUUUCCUUCGACGGAGCUUUCACGUGAUCAUACGGCUUUUGGGUAGUCAUCUGAUUGUCUUCGUCGAACUUGUUGUACCCAGAGGUCUGAGCCCUAGACCCUCGAUUCAUUAGAGAACUCGUGAUCUGGUCAUUGUCCAAGCUACUUUGUUCUGAUUGCAGGAAAUCUUUAGGUGCCAAAAGCAGCUGUACAUUUUUUUUUUCGUGAUCCAAAAACAGCUGUACAUCGUAUAUCAGCGCAUAGAAGAGAAUUGCUAAGCAUAUCUGCAUCUUGAAACCCUUC
This is a messenger RNA of Zea mays, 3788 nucleotides long. RefSeq names its product Phosphatidate phosphatase PAH1. The record is from RefSeq and is a predicted model, not a curated record. NCBI's taxonomy places the organism in Eukaryota, Viridiplantae, Streptophyta, Magnoliopsida, Poales, Poaceae. Gene Ontology annotation, molecular function: phosphatidate phosphatase activity. The transcript is spliced from 11 exons. Gene Ontology annotation, biological process: lipid metabolic process. Bases 416 to 3325 code for a protein of 969 amino acids.